Molecule: messenger RNA, 168 nt
Organism: Sphenostylis stenocarpa
Lineage: Eukaryota; Viridiplantae; Streptophyta; Magnoliopsida; Fabales; Fabaceae
Source: the annotation of a GenBank genome assembly
AUGGCUGGUCCUGGUCUUAAGGAGGCCACAUCUCAGACAAAAAAAAAAAAGAGUGGGCCAGUGCAGUGUGUGUAUUAUCCAAAGGACAAAAUCAGAGACGUGAAAGGGGAUGUGGUUGGUACGGUUGACAUUAGUUGCACACUUCCACAAGCAACCAAAGAUAAAUGA